Molecule: messenger RNA, 4680 nt
Organism: Prunus avium (sweet cherry)
Lineage: Eukaryota; Viridiplantae; Streptophyta; Magnoliopsida; Rosales; Rosaceae
Product: disease resistance protein ADR2
Biological process (GO): defense response; signal transduction
Molecular function (GO): ADP binding; protein binding
Source: RefSeq, a predicted model, not a curated record
AUGGAUGCCAGGAAAGCCCAUAGAGCCUCCUCUUCAUCCUCACCAUCCUUCUCAUCAAAACGUUGGGAGUACCACAUAUUCUUGAGCUUCAGAGGUGAAGACACGCGCAAGGGCUUCACGUCCCACCUUCACAAGGCAUUAGAAAGCAGGCGAUACAAUGUUUUUAUGGACGAGGACGAUCUACAAGUAGGGCAAGUUAUAAAACCAGAAGUGUUGAAGGCAAUCGAAAAGUCCAAUAUCUCUGUAAUUGUCUUCUCAACGAGGUAUGCAGAUUCCAGUUGGUGUCUUGAUGAGCUGGUGAAGAUCAUGGAGUGUAGAAGAACACUGAAUCAAAUUGUUUUGCCAAUAUUCUACAAUGUGGAUCCUUCAGACGUCAGGCAUCAGACUGGUACUUUGGCAUCUGAUUUUCAGAAACAUACCAUCCGACGUAAAGAUGAGGUGGUAAAGGAGUGGAGAAAGGCUCUUACUGAAGCUGCGAAUUUGUGUGCCGGGGUUCUCGAAGACAGGAAUGAAGCAAAGUUUAUCGAGGCAUUUAUUGAGAAUAAUAUUAUCGGACGGCUUUCCACAACUCCCCUACCAGUAGCCGCUCACCCGGUUGGAGUCGACUCUCGUGUACAUGAUAUGAUUACUUAUCUUUUAGGUGGUGGAUCACAAGAUGUUGUCAUGAUUGGAAUUUGGGGGAUGGGCGGACUGGGCAAAACAACAGCUGCGAAGGCCAUUUAUAAUCAAAUUAAGGAAAAAUUCGAAGCUCAUGUUUUCCUUGGAGACAUUAGGGACGCUGCAAAUAGACAUGGUCUUGUUUAUUUGCAAAAACUACUUCUUGCUGAAAUCUACAAGAAACGGACCAUUGACAUAAGUUGUGUUCAUGGAGGGAUGGGUAUGAUAAAAGAAAAACUUGGACGUAAAAGGGUACUUGUAAUUAUCGACGAUGUAGAUGAAAAGGAGCAACUCGAAGCGUUAGUUGGAAAUCGUGAUUGGUUUGGCUCUGGAAGUAGAAUUAUAAUAACUACUAGAGAUAAACAUUUUCUAGACGUACUUCAUGUGAAUAAAACUUUCACGGUUCCAGAAAUGAAUCCAGAUGAAGGUCUUGAGCUCUUUUGUUGGCAUGCCUUUCAGAAAGGUUAUCCUAAUGAACAAUAUCUUGAACUCUCAGAAAAGGUAGUUUUUUAUAGUCGAGGUUUGCCACUGGCACUUAAAGUUUUAGGCUCUUUCUUGGUUGAAAGAACCAUAGCAGAGUGGGAAAGCCAAUUGGAGGAAUUGGAAGGAAUCACUCCUAAAGAUAUUCUAAAAAUACUGAGAAUAAGCUAUGACGGUCUAGAUCAUAACGAGAAGUGUAUAUUCCUUGAUAUAUCUUGUUUCUUCAUUGGAAUGAACAAAGACCAUGUCAGAAAAAUAUUAGAUGGAUGUGGCUUUAAAGCAGAAAUAAAAAUCAGUGUCCUCCUUCAGAAGUGCCUUGUAACUGUUAAUGAAAAGAACCAGCUAAUGAUGCAUGAUCUACUUCGAGACAUGGGCAGAGCAAUCUGUCAAGAAGGUGACCCAGAAGACCGGAGUAGAUUGUGGCUCCGCCGGGAAGAUGUGACAGAUGUAUUGGAAGACAAAUCUGGAACUAAAAAAGUUGAAAGACUUGCUCUAAAUCUGCGAAGCUCGGAAAAGGCUAGUUUCGGUACUGAAGCAUUUAGCAAAAUGAGAAAACUGAAAUUGCUCCAGCUCAACUAUGUAGAGCUCACCGGAGAGUACAAAUUUCUUUCCAAAAAUUUAAGAUGGUUGUGCUGGCAUGGAUUCCUUCUAGAUUCGAUACCAGGUGACUUUGAUCUAACAAGCCUAAUUGCUAUGGACCUGCAGUUUAGCAAACUCAAAGUAGUUUGGAAGGAUUGCAAGUUGCUUGAGAAGUUGACAAUCAUUAAUCUGAGUCAUUCUCAUGAUCUAACAACAUCACCAGACUUUUCAAAAGUCCCAAAUCUGGAGGAGUUGAUAUUGGAAUGUACGAGUUUGUCUGAUGUCCAUGAAUCCAUUGGUGGUCUCAAAAGACUUGCUUUGGUAAAUCUUGAACACUGCAAAAUGCUUAAAGAUCUCCCACUGAAUUUAUAUACAUCCAAGUCUAUUGAAACUCUUCUACUUAAUGGUUGUUCAAGAUUUGAAAACUUGGCUGAGGGCUUAGGGGACAUGGUAUCAUUGAGAACUCUGGAAGCAGACGAUACAGCUGUAACAAAAAUACCAUCUUCCAUAGUAAAAUUGAAGAAACUGAGAUCUUUAUCUCUAUGUGGUUUGGAACGGUUAACUGGCUUUUUGCCCCAUUCUUACCUGAGAUCUUCAGGUCUUCGUGGUUUGGAAGGGUCACAACCAACUGGUUUUUUGCCCCCUUUGUUAGAUGGCUUAAACUCUUUAAGAAAAUUAGCUCUUGCAGACUGCAGUUUAACAGAUGAUGAACUCCCUAAGGAUCUUGGGAGCCUAAGUUCCUUAGAACAUUUAGAUUGUGGACAAAAUUCUUUUUGUAGACUGCCAAGCCUAAGUGGUCUUUCAAAGCUGGAAUAUUUGUGUCUAAAUGACUGCAGAAAACUUCGUGCAAUCCCAGAAUUACCGACAAAUCUAAAAGUUCUGAGAGGGUUUGGCUGCACAGCAUUGGAAACAAUGCCAGAUUUUUCAGAAAUGUCAAGUAUAAGAGAGCUGUAUUUAUCUGAUUCGUACAAACUCACUGAGAUUCCUGGCCUGGAUAAGUCAUUAAACUCCGUGACAAGGAUUCAUAUGGAAAAGUGCACUAAUCUCACUGCCGAUUUUAGGAAGAACAUCCUACAGGGAUGGACUUCUUGCGGAUAUGGUGGCAUUUUUCUCAGUGGAAAUGAUAUUCCUGAUUGGUUCCACUGUGUCCAUGACGAUGAUAUUGUGUAUUUCACUGUGCCUCAAAGUGUUGGUCGUAAUUUGAAAGGGUUAACUUUGUCCUUCGUUUACUCUCCGGACUCAUUCUACAGUAGUCGCAUUAGCAUUAGCAUAAAAAACAUGACCGAGGGUACUGAGCUUGACGCCAGGAUCACACCCAUUUCCAGUUGUCGAACUGAGGGUUACUAUCUUUGGCAGGGACAGUUAUCAAAUGACGAGCUCAAAUUGCAAGACGGUGAUAAAGUCUUGAUUGAAAUAAUAACCAAAUAUGAUUCGGUGGAGGUGAAGAAAACAGGUGUUAGUCUGGUAUGGGACAAAUUUAUGAACGAAAAUAUGAUUGAUUACCAUCUUUGUGCGUAUGAACGACGCCCAUAUCUGGUCAAUGAUGAUGACAUCAUUCAUGUCGAAUAUGAUAAUCACAUAAGAAAAUCACCGUACUUUUCAAAAUUCCCAAAUCUCGAGAAGUUGAUAUUGAAAGGUUGUAAGGAGUUAAUUAAGGUUCACUCAUCCAUUGGGGAUCUUGGAAGACUUUCUUUGGUAAAUCUUGAAGACUGCAAAAUGCUAAAGGAUCUCCCACUGAAUUUCUAUAAAUCCAAGUCUAUUGAAACUCUUCUACUUAAUGGCUGUUGGAGAUUUGAAAAGUUGGGUGAUGGCUUAGGGGACAUGGUAUCAUUGACAAUUUUGAAAGCAGAUAACACGCUCAUCAGACAAAUUCCAUCUUCCAUAGUAAAAUUGAAGAAGUUGAGAAUUUUAUCUCUAUCUGGUGAGAAUUUUGAAAUUCCAUCUUUUACCCCUUUCGUUACAUGGCUUAAACUAUUUAAUAGAGUUAUGUCAACUUUGGAUGCAGAAUGCGGGUUAACUGAGGAUGCAAUCCCUAAGGAUCUAUGUAGCCUAAUGUCCUUAGAAGAUCUGCUUCUUGAAGCCAAUCAUUUUCGUAGCCUGCCAAGUCUCGCUGGUCUUUCAAAGCUCAAGGUCUUGUGUUUAAAUGCAUGCAGAAAACUUUGUGCAAUCCCAGAUUUACCAACCAAUUUGUAUGUUCUGAAAGCAAUUGGCUGCCCAAAAUUGGAAACAAUUCCAGAUUUUUCAAAAAUGUCGAAUAUGAGAGAAUUGUAUCUAAGUGAUUCGGUCAAACUCACUGAGGUUCCAGGCUUGGAUAAGUCAUUAAACUCCAUGACAAGGAUUCAUAUGGAACGCUGCACCAAUCUGACUGCCGAUUUUAGGAAUAACAUCCUACAGGGAUGGACUUCUUGCGGAUUUGGUGGAAUUUAUUUGAAUGGAAUUUAUGAUAUUCCUGAGUGGUUCAAAAUCGUCAAUGAUGUGGACAAUAUCGUCUUUUUUGAAGUUCCUCAAAGAAUCAUGCGUCGUGAUUUAAAAGGGUUGACUAUAUGCUUCGUUUACUCUUCAGACAACCCAGAACUUGAAGAUUCUAACCGUGGUAUUGUCAUUAUCGUUAGAAAUCUUACCAAACAAACUGCUUUGCACACCCGGAUAGCAUUUGGCUCGGUAAAAACUUGGAGUAAACCUGAAGACGGUUAUCUUUGGCAGGGACAAUUGUCAAACGAUGUGCUCUGUUUGCAAGGCAGGGACCGAGUCUGCAUUCUUGUAAGGCCUGAUGAUGUUGAUUUUGUGAGAGUGAAGAAGACAGGGGUUCAUCUAGAAUGGGACAAACUCAUGAAGGAAAAUAUGGAUAAUCCAGAUCCUCACUUGUAUGUUUUGGAAACAAAUGGGGAUUUUUCCGGGGGAGUUGAUGACUCCAUUUCAAGAAACAGAGAGAACAAGGGAAGAAAAUCAAAGAGGAGGAUAUGA